Molecule: messenger RNA, 1226 nt
Organism: Carya illinoinensis
Lineage: Eukaryota; Viridiplantae; Streptophyta; Magnoliopsida; Fagales; Juglandaceae
Product: protein DEHYDRATION-INDUCED 19-like
Exons: 5
Coding region: 362-1057 (231 amino acids)
Source: RefSeq, a predicted model, not a curated record
UCUUCCCCCCCGCCCCCCCCUCACAGCCUAAUCUAAUCGUCAUUUCUGAGGCUUACUCACAUCAUCAAUAAACGAUUCUAAAGAAAUAGUCAAAUUCAUGAGAUAAUAUCCAUCAACCUUUAAAGAAAAAGCAAAAAAAAAAAUAAGGCUGUCUCUCAUUUGUGUCUGAAGCUUCCCUGCGAUCAACUUGGACAGGAUAUCUAACCAAAAAGUCAAAAUUUUCAGAAACGAAAAAGGUACCCAAGAGGUUCAAGAUCGGAGGCCAAAUUGAAUUCUUUUUUCCUCCCUGGAGGUAUUUAGAAUCAGAAGAAAUUAUUUUUUUGAAAAAAAAAGUGAGCUUCAUCUCUGAUCUUUAUAUUCAAUGGAUUCCGACUUCUGGACCUCUCGCCUCGCCGCCGCCAAGCGCCAAUACGCGCUCCAGCACCACCAUCAGAGUUCCCACUUAGAUCGGUCGAGCAUCGAUGAGUUUGAGGUAGAUGACGAGGUCCGACCCGAUUUCCCAUGCCCGUAUUGCUACGAGGACUUCGACAUCGUGUCUCUGUGCUCGCAUCUCGAAGACGAACACUCGUUCGAGUCCAAAGUCACCGUUUGUCCUAUUUGCUCUGUUAAAGUUGUGCAGGACAUGUUAAGCCAUAUCACCCUGCAACAUGGACAUUUGUUCAAGUUGCAGAGACGUCGCAGGUUACGCAGAGUAGCAAUUCCUAACAGUCAGGCGCUGUCUCUACUGGGUCGGGAUCUUCGCGAGGCUCAUCUGCAAGUGCUUCUAGGAGGUGGUGGAAACCGGUCAAACAGUGUUAACAUGUCUACUGCAGCUACUGAUCCAUUCUUAUCAUCGCUCAUUUUGAAUUUUCCUGCAUCUGAAGCGGAAGAAAUAUCAAAAUCUGUGGCUGCCAGUGCUGAGGACGCUUCUACAAAAAAUGAGGCACCAGCACAUAUCUGGAAAUCAAGUUUUGACCCUUCUUUGAGCUAUGAAGAGCGGGAAAAAAGGAUGCGACAAGCUGCUGGGAGAUCUGGUUUCUUGCAAGAUGUCCUUUUCUCAAUUCUAUUAGGUGAUUAAUAGAAGCAGUAAGUUGCAUUAUGAAUAAUUGAAUGCUGAGUUAUUUAAAAGUCAUGAUAAAGGGGUAUCUUUGGGUGGGAUGCUUGUAGUUUACAUUGUCUUGGCAAGGCAAUCCGUGCCUCAUAUGAAUAUCGAAGCAGCACUAUGAGUGCCUGAUGAUUGUAUCCCA